This is a messenger RNA of Penicillium arizonense, 3627 nucleotides long. RefSeq lists its product as uncharacterized. The transcript has 2 exons. NCBI's taxonomy places the organism in Eukaryota, Fungi, Ascomycota, Eurotiomycetes, Eurotiales, Aspergillaceae. The record is from RefSeq and is a predicted model, not a curated record. The coding region runs from base 1 to 3627 and encodes 1208 amino acids. Gene Ontology annotation, molecular function: ATP-dependent chromatin remodeler activity; ATP binding.
AUGCCCUACGAGUCUUUGCAAGUCCCUCCUGGGUCUUCGACUUCGUCUCCUAUUCCUGCAUCACUUUUUUCUUCUGCCCUUCCCUCGCAUGAUUUCUCGUCUUACCAUCCGAUGGAUACUUCUGUGACGACUGGAGCGGUUACUCUCGCCUCAGUUGAGACUCAUGCCCCUACUGCGCUUGAUUCGUCUUCGUAUCAAAUGGACGCAACCAUGAUAACUGGCGAGCCUCCUCUCGCCUCAGUUGAAACUCAUGUCCCUACUGCGCUUGAUCCCCCUGGCCCUAUCACACAUUCUUUCCAUGAUUAUUCUUUUUAUCCUGGCGUAACAGACCCCAUGUCUGUGGAAUCGGCAUUGACUCUUGGCUCACUUCGCGAACCCACAGGAAGACGCAAGAAAAACGAUACGUCUCCAGCCCAUCCCAUGGCGCCACCCGGUACUGCCACGACAAGCUUCCGAGGACCUUCUCCAAUGGCGUCUCCGAACCAACCAACUAGCAGGGUUUCGAGCCCGGCCCCGAAGCCAGAAUCCAAUCUGACCGUGCAGUUUACUACAGCCCUCGAUGAAGCGAAUGAGAGUGACUCAAAACGGAGUUAUCACGAAAUGAGCGACGAGGAAGAUGUUCGUCGGCCAAAUCUCAUCGAAGAUGUCUAUGGCGUUGAACAUCGGAAGAAUCCACCGACAAAGAAGGUCAAAACUGAUGGCACAGACGAAAAGCCCAGCAUGGCUAACAUACCGAUCGCAAUCUCCGGAGAUACUGGACUCGGCAAAUUCAUGAAAGAAGGGGAGAGCAAUCAGACUGCAACUCCAACUGCUUCUGCUGUUGUUGAUUUGACCGCCGAUGCCACUAACGCGUCCAACGAUGAUGAUGACGAAGUGCAAUGCACAGGGUCCGCUGACCUUAGCACCCAAGAGGUCUGCUUCGGAAGGAUCGAAAACGCCUUCAUCAACGCCCAUCAUGUCCCUCAACCCCCACCAAAUCCUGUCUUCAACGACUCUGCUUCUCAUUGGACUUCAAUAAAGCUCGACCUUCGGCGUCAGCCUACGGGCAAUUUCCAAAUCGAUGCCAUUGAUCCUUACGGGAACAACUUUGGCAUGGUUGAUGCGAAGACUGCUAUAGCACUAUGCCCAUUGCUUGACUCCACUGCAUGGCCCGUGGGAUUCACUGCGCGACUCGACACUCGGAAGAAGGUGCCUGGAGAAGUGAUUGGGGGACCGGUAUCGGGUAUCUAUCGUGUAUCCAUCAACCUCUAUGGCCAGAGACAGCAUGCCACUGGGAUUGGGAAAUUUCUGGGCCAGAAAAACGUCUGGCUGGGAACUCCAACGGUCUUGGGACAAGGAAGUAUACUUUUCAACCCACACGCGAAUGUGCGCCGUCAGAUGAACGCAGCAGCAGUCGCCGGCAAUAACGUUACUGGACGCUCGACCGUUCGCUAUGAGGUUCGAACUGCUGAGGAGGUGAACGAUGCCGUUAUGAAGAUGUUUGAUCAGCUCAUCACUGUGGACAUCCCAACAAUGGAGCCAAGUUCUCACAUCCUGACCCCCCUGCUACCGCAUCAGAAACAAGCUCUCUGGUUUAUGACAGAGAAAGAGAAGCCGCGCAAGUUCGGCCCUAACGAGGAAGACAACAACUCGUUGUGGCGAAUGGUCCGCACGUCUGGUGGCAAAAUUCAAUACCGCGAGAUCAUCACCGGACUUGUUCUUGAUAGCAAGCCCGAGGAGUCUCUGGGAGGCCUAUUGGCUGAUAUGAUGGGUUUGGGCAAGACUUUGAGCAUCCUAUCGUUGAUAACGGCCUCUCUUGAGUCAUCUCUUGAAUGGAAAAGAUUGGCACCUCACCCCAGCCUUGUUCGCGCGAUUCCUGGCAUUCGCAAUACGCGCACUACCCUUCUAGUUGUCCCUUUGAGCGCGGUCAGCAACUGGACAACGCAGAUCAAUGAGCAUCUCGCGCCAGACUCUCUCAAGUGUCAUACAUUCCAUGGCCCAAAUCGUAUUACUGAUUUGGACGAACUCGCGAAAUAUGACGUUCUCAUCACCACCUAUAGCACCGUUCUCAGUGAGAUGAAUGGGCGGGGCGCCAGGCGCGGAGACAGCCCUUUGAGGAGGAUGAAUAUGUUCCGGAUUGUGCUUGAUGAGGCUCACACCAUCAGAGAGCAGAAUGCAAGGCAAACAAAGGCUAUACUGGAUCUCAACGCUGAGCGCAAAUGGUCUGUGACUGGAACUCCGAUCCAGAAUCGCCUGGAAGAUCUUUUGUCUGUCACCAAAUUUCUCCGCAUUUAUCCUUACAAUGAGCGGAGCAGUUUCGUCCAGCAUAUUUUGAGUCCUUUCAAGACAGGUGACCCCACUGUUCUUGCUAGCUUGCGAGUCAUGGUGGACUCGUUCACUUUGCGCCGCGUCAAGGAUAGAAUCAAUUUGCCACCCCGCAAUGAUAACAUGGUCAUAUUGGAUUUCACCGAGCAGGAGAAGCAACUGCAUGAGUUCUUCCGCAAUGAGUCAAAUGUCAUGAUGCGCGUCAUUGCUGGAGAAUCCAAGAACAAGAUGGGUGGCCGGAUGUACCACCACGUUCUGAAGGCCAUGAUGAUUCUUCGUCAAGUCAGUGCUCAUGGCAAAGAGCUUCUGGACAUCGAGGACCGCGAGCGGAUCAAGGGGUUAUCUGUGCACGAUGCCAUCGACCUGGAGGAAGGUGAACCGGCCGAAACACCCGCAGCCUUGGACAAGAAGGCGUAUGGCAUGUUCUCUAUGAGACAGGACAUGGCAGAGGAUCUGUGUGCGACAGAAACCUGCAACAAACCCCUCGAGCCAAUCCUCGCUGCGAAUGGAGAAGUCGACCGUGACGCCCCGAUGGCGAUAUACCUGCCCUGCGGCUGUGUCUUCUGCCCGAAUUGUUUCUCUGGUUGGAAAGAAGUGUUCGACUCGAACUCCGAGACUCCCAUGGAGUGUCCCGGCUGCAAGGGAUGGACCGCCAUGGCCUACUCCGUAAUCACACCCUCUGGCCUUGACGAAUAUCAGGCCCAGCAGGAUCAAGAGCGCCGUGACCGCCAAAAUGGGAAGGUUGGCAAGGUUUUCGGUGAAUAUGAAGGCCCGCACACUAAGACCACCGCACUGCUUAAUUACCUCAAGGGAAGUGUCGAGGACAGCAAGAAACUCGAAGGCGAGCCACCCAUCAAGAGCGUUGUGUUCUCCGGCUGGACCUCCCACCUGGACCUCAUCGAGAUCGCCCUGCGAAACAACGGACUGGACGGCUUUGUCAGACUGGACGGCACGAUGACCCUUGCCGCACGAAUGAAGGCCCUCGAACUGUUCGCCAAAGACGAUUCGAUCACCAUUCUCCUGGCUACCAUCGGUGCAGGUGGUGUCGGUCUCAAUCUAACCUCCGCAUCGCGUGUCUUCAUCAUGGAGCCACAAUACAAUCCAGCCGCCGUUGCACAGGCCGUCGACCGUGUCCACCGUCUCGGACAGACCCGACCCGUGGAGACAUACCAGUUCAUUAUGAAAGGCAGUAUCGAGGAGAAGAUCCAGGAACUCGCCAAGAAGAAGCAGCAGCUCGCAGAUAUGAGCAUGAACCGUGGUAAACUGGAUAAGCGGGAGGUUCAGGAGGCUCGUAUGCGCGAGUACCGUUCCCUCUUCAAGUGA